UAUCAUAAUAAUCAUAUAAUAAUAAUUAUUAUGAAAAACGAGAGCAGAAUUGGAGCACAAGCUAUUAGCAAAAGCGAUGGACGUUUUGAUUCUGGCUAGCUGAAGGCUCAUUAAUCUCAUUAUUAUUAUUAUUAGUAUUAGUAUUAGUAUUAGUACUAUCUAAUCUUUUCUUCUCUAAGCAUCUAAAAUUCUGCGCUCAAGUCACACACAUUUCAAUUUCCCUUUUUCUUUCUUUUGUUGUAAAGCGAAGCUGUGUUGUGCUCCAUUACAAAUUGAAAUUCAUUCAUUGAUAUUAGGUUAGAUAUUAUUACUCCUUUUACUUUUGGUAAUGCUUGUGCUUGUGAGAUAUGUUGAAAUCCGUUGUUGCUCUAUAGUCAUGGCGGUGGUUCUCCUUCUCGUCCUUUUCCUCUCGCGUGCCGCACUCUCUUCAUCUGCGGAGCCUCGCAACCACGAAGUGGAGGCUCUAAUGAGCAUCAAGUGGAGUCUCACUGAUCCUCACGGUGUGUUGAGUAACUGGGAUGAGUACUCAGUCGACGCUUGCAGCUGGGCCAUGAUUACUUGCUCCUCUGAUUCCCUUGUUAUUGGCCUGGGAGCGCCGAGCCAAUCUCUCUCUGGAACUUUGUCUGCAGCAAUUGGAAACCUAACAAAUCUUCGCCAAGUGUUACUGCAGAACAAUAAUAUCUCAGGUCGAAUUCCGCCCGAGCUUGGAACCCUUCCAAAGCUUCAGACAUUGGAUCUUUCCAAUAAUCGAUUCUCUGGGGUGAUUCCUUCCUCUCUCGGCCAAUUGGAUAGUCUCCAAUACCUGAGGCUCAACAACAAUAGCUUGUCAGGACCCUUUCCUGUUUCACUGGCCAAAAUCCCACAGCUUGCUUUCUUGGACUUGUCUUAUAACAAUCUAAGUGGACCAUUGCCCAAGUUUCCUGCAAGGGCAUUCAAUAUUGUGGGAAACCCAUUAAUUUGUGGAAGCAUCACUACUGAAGGUUGCUCUGGAUCAGCAACUCUUAUGCCCGUUUCCUUCUCUCAAACAUCAUCACAAGGAAAACACAAGUCCAGAAAAAUAGCAGUUGCACUUGGAGUUAGUCUUAGUUGUGCUUCUCUCAUGGUUUUGCUCUUUGGGAUCUUUUGGUAUAGACAUAAACGACAGCACCAGGCCAUCCUGUUUAUUGGUGAAUAUAAGGAAGAGGGAAUUGUCAGCUUGGGAAAUCUCAAGACUUUCACGUUCAGAGAGCUCCAACAAGCAACAGAUAGUUUCAGCUCCAAGAACAUACUUGGGGCUGGAGGUUUUGGCAAUGUUUAUAGGGGAAAACUUGGUGACGGCUCUAUGGUGGCAGUGAAAAGACUGAAGGAUGUUACUGGAAGUUCUGGUGAAUCACAGUUUCGAACAGAAUUGGAGAUGAUCAGUUUGGCAGUUCAUCGCAAUUUACUUCGCUUAAUUGGAUAUUGUGCUACUCCUAAUGAAAAGCUUCUGGUUUAUCCUUAUAUGUCUAAUGGCAGUGUGGCAUCCAGGCUUAGAGGCAAACCAUCUUUAGAUUGGAACACAAGAAAGAGGAUAGCAAUUGGAGCUGCGAGAGGACUUCUGUAUCUGCACGAGCAAUGCGAUCCAAAGAUAAUACACCGAGAUGUUAAAGCUGCUAAUGUUCUUCUUGAUGACUACUGUGAGGCUGUUGUUGGUGAUUUUGGCCUUGCAAAGCUCCUUGACCAUUCUGAAUCCCACGUCACAACCGCGGUCCGUGGCACAGUUGGGCACAUUGCUCCAGAGUACCUUUCCACUGGCCAAUCUUCUGAAACGAACUGUAUGUUAAUGUUAGGAAAAUACAGCCGAAUGCUUGAAGGCGAUGGACUUGCUGAGAAGUGGGCAGCAUCACAUAGUAAUAAUCAUGAUCGGAAUGUUAGUCAUGGCAUGACCCCAAGCAAUAACAGUGGCCACACAUCAUCCCGCGCCCCUGCCCCUGCAUCGAAGCAUGAUGACAGUGUUCAUGAUCGUACAAGCAUGUUUGGCUCCACAAUGGAUGACGAUGAUGAUGAACGCUCCUUGGAUUCCUAUGCCAUGGAACUCUCUGGUCCUAGGUAAAUUACCAUGGCUUUCAAUAGGAAAAUUAGAAAAGAAAAGCGAAAUGAGAUCUAUUGGUCAUAUAUAAUCAUAAUUCUUUAUUUUUUUUCUUAUAAAAUUGUUAUUAUUAUUAAACUUGGGUUAUUCUAGGAUUUAAUCAGUGUAUAUGGUUCUGUAAAACACAUUAUCAUGUUGGGUUUGUGUUUUAAUUGUAAAUAUGAGUUUGAGUGGAGUUGUGGUAGUAGUACAAAGUGGCGUGCUUUUGGAUGCAAAAAAGAACGGUAGAAAUCAAGGUGUAACUAGGUUCAGUGCGUAUAGUCGUAUAGGGUAGGGUGGAUGGAGUACAAUGAUCAUCAAAGAUUCCUUGCUCUCAAGUAUGUGAAUCAAGAAGAGAGGAGAGGGUGUCAUGCAACAGAAUAUUGAUACUGAUGGUUUUGACUGAAGAAGGGAAGAGAGAGAGAAGGGAUGUGGGAUGGGAUGGGGGCACAUGAAUUUUCUGUGUGUGUUCAAAACUUUGAAAGUGUGAGUGAAGGUCACAGAGUCUCUGCUUUUCAGCUGUUACAUGUCUUUUUCCUUCAGAUGCUUUUGCAGGGCCACGCGUUACUUUAUUCAUUUAUUUUCCCCCUCUCAAUACGGUCACCUCUUUUUAUUGGGUGUUUUUACCGCUUUUAUCACUUUCUGCCUUCAUGCUUUAUCUGCUUCAGUCUUAUAUGGCGUGGCG
Messenger RNA from Arachis stenosperma, 2771 nucleotides. Its product is annotated as probable LRR receptor-like serine/threonine-protein kinase At4g30520. Gene Ontology annotation, molecular function: protein kinase activity; ATP binding; protein binding. Gene Ontology annotation, biological process: protein phosphorylation. Lineage: Eukaryota; Viridiplantae; Streptophyta; Magnoliopsida; Fabales; Fabaceae. The transcript has 12 exons. The record is from RefSeq and is a predicted model, not a curated record. The coding region runs from base 329 to 2071 and encodes 580 amino acids.